Molecule: messenger RNA, 1360 nt
Organism: Daldinia vernicosa
Lineage: Eukaryota; Fungi; Ascomycota; Sordariomycetes; Xylariales; Hypoxylaceae
Product: PLC-like phosphodiesterase
Exons: 1
Coding region: 1-1185 (394 amino acids)
Biological process (GO): lipid metabolic process
Molecular function (GO): phosphoric diester hydrolase activity
Source: RefSeq, a predicted model, not a curated record
AUGCGCUGUCCGUCCGUUCUACUACUGGGCUACGCAGCGGCCGUAGCUGCCGCGGACCCAAGCGGCGCUACCACCCUCGGCCAGCUCGCGCUACACAAGGUCCUACAGGAUAGCCGAGAGGUCUUCGGCGUAGAAAGCGAUAAUAAUUCGUCCCGGCCGUACGCAAACUGGAUGUCCAGCGUCCCCGACGCCACGCCCCUCGCGCAUCUAAACAUCCCAGGCACCCACGACGCCGCGACCUGGAACUACAGCCAGGCGACGCAGGACGCGCUCGCGUACGCCACGCGCUGCGACGGCGGAGCCGGGCCGGCUCCGGCUCAGGUCUACCGGACUCAGCGGUACGGGGCGGCUGCGGCUCUGGAUGCCGGGGUGCGGUUUUUCGAUCUGAGGUUCGCGUUUGAUCCGCUCGAUCGGGAUCUCGUGUUCUGGCACGGGGCGGCGCUGCUCUCGGCGCGGGCGACGGUGGACGAUGUGCUCUUUGCGUUUUACGCGUGGCUGGAGGCGCAUCCGGGCGAGGCUGUGCUGUUGAGUUUUCAGUACGAGGGGGGGACGAAGGAGGGGGCGGGGUUUGACGGUGCGGUGAGGGAUAGGUUGAGGGGGGUGUUGGGGUCGGAUGCGGCGAGGAGGUAUAUCCGGCAGGAUAGCGGAAGGCUAGGGACGGUGGGGGAGAGCCGCGGGAAGAUUGUGCUGGUGAGACGGUUUGAUAUGGGGGGUGAUGGUGCGGAGGACGAGGUGUUGCCGGGACUGCAUUUGGGUCCGGGACAGUGGUUGGAUAAUGACCGUAGGGGGUUUGAGUUGGUGUAUAAUAGGACGAGUAACGAGACGGCGUACGUGGAGGAUUACUACGAGCCUUCGGACUUGGGGGCUAAUUCGACGGUGGCGGAGAAUAUCCAGGCGAAGAUGGACGCGGUGAAGACGCAUCUGGAGAAAGCUGCUGCUGCUGCUGGGGAUGCUGCGGAUAGCUUGUUCAUCACGUUUGCGUCGGGCGAGAACGAUGCUAAUGUCCCGCACGUGUUCCCGCAGACGAUGGCGCUGGGGAACGGGACGGAGGUGACGCCGGAUGGAGGCGUGAAUCACCAGUUGGUCAAGCUGCUGGGGGAGAUGCGCGGGAGUAGGCUGGGUGUUGUGGUUUUGGAUUUCUUUGACGAGCCGGCUGAGUUGGUUGGGCUUGUGUUGGGUUUUUAGAUGGAUAUACAUAAUGAGCUGGGAACCUGGCGGUGUCUUUAGUUGGACGUUGCUUGAUCGAAUCUACAUUGAGGGCUAGCUAUAUACAGUAGGGAGUUUAAGAAGCUGUCAUGGCAUGUUCUACUACAGACUUCUAAUUACGUAGAAUAAGUAGCGUAUGAAAUAAUGUUUAUAG